AUCGCAAAGCUUUGAAAAGUUCCCCAGACUUUCUUUGACUCAUACCUAUCAUUGGAUGAGUCUUCGGUGAAUGCGAUCUUUUUGUAGCCUUACAAGAAAUAUUGUUGUCAAACCAAAACUAAACCCACAGCUCAUAUUUCGAACCUUUACAGCUACUACACCCCACCAUAAAUACCAAACACCAACACGAAAGAAGGACAAAAUAAUGUCGACCACUACCACCCUUAAGGGUCAGCCCCUUGAUCGUCAAGUCCUCGAUUCUAUGUUGAGGCGGCGCAUGUUCUACACUCCCUCUUUCGAAAUCUAUAAUGGAGUCGCUGGUCUUUAUGAUUAUGGUCCUCCCGGUUGCGCCUUGCAGGCGAACGUUAUUGACUUAUGGCGCAAACAUUUCGUCUUGGAAGAAGAUAUGUUGGAACUGGACUGCACAGCAUUGACUCCAGCUGAAGUUCUCCAAACUAGUGGUCAUGUUGAGAAGUUUGCAGAUUGGAUGUGCAAAGACCCCAAGAACGGCGAUAUCAUGCGAGCGGAUCAUUUUGUUGAAGACAUACUUGAGUCGAGGUUGAGAGGUGACAAGGAAGCUAGAGGUGUCAAAGUUGUCGAAGAAGAAGAGGACCCAUCAAAAAAGAAGAAGAAGAAGAAGACUAAGGGAAUUGAAGCUGUGAAACUCGAUGAUACAGUUGUUCAAGAAUACGAGGAGAUUUUGGCCAAGAUUGAUAAUUACAAUGGAGAAGAACUUGGUCAAUUGAUCAAAAAGUACGAAAUGAAGAACCCAGAAACUGGCAUGGAGCCUUCCGCACCAGUAGCUUUCAACCUUAUGUUCCAGACUGCAAUUGGCCCAAGCAGUAACACGCCAGGUUAUUUACGCCCAGAAACUGCCCAAGGUCAAUUUCUCAACUUCGCCAAGCUUCUCGAAUACAAUCAACAACAAAUGCCAUUUGCUUCUGCUUCCAUUGGCAAGUCAUACAGAAAUGAAAUCUCUCCCCGUGGUGGUUUAUUGAGAGUUCGAGAGUUCUUGAUGGCUGAGAUUGAACAUUUUGUCGAUCCUGAAGGCGGCAAGAAGCAUGAACGUUUCAACGACGUCAAAGAUGUAGAGCUUGUUUUGUUGAAUCGCCAUACUCAAUUAGCCGGUAAAACUGAUGUUGAAAAAAUGGCUAUCGGCAAGGCCGUCGAAAAUGGCACUGUCGACAACGAGACUCUUGGCUACUUUUUGGCACGAAUCCAGCUCUUCCUUGCAAAGAUUGGUGUUGAUCAAUCCAAAGUUAGAUUCAGACAGCACAUGGCCAAUGAGAUGGCUCAUUAUGCUGCAGAUUGCUGGGAUGCCGAGUUGCAUACCAGCUCUGGUUGGGUUGAGUGUGUUGGUUGUGCUGACAGAAGCGCUUACGAUCUCAGCGUACACGCAAAGAAGACUGGUGCGGCUUUGAUGGUCCGUCAAAGAUUAGAUACUCCAAUUAGCGUCGAGGAGUGGCAAGUUGAUCUUGAUAAGAAGAAGUUCGGCCCCAAAUUCAAGAAGGACGGUAAGGCUGUUGAGGCUGCUAUUGAAGCUCUGUCGCAAGAAAAGCUAGAAUCCCUUGCAAAAGAGCUCAAAGACGAUGGAAAGAUUAUCAUUGAGGUCGAUGGAAUCGCUGAUGGUAAAGCGGAAGUUGGUGCUGAUCUUAUCAAGAUUGAGCUCCGAACCCGGGUUGAAAACACCAGAGAAUAUACUCCAAACGUAAUUGAGCCUUCAUUUGGUAUCGGUAGAAUUUUGUACGCCUUGAUGGAGCACAACUACUGGACCCGUGGUAGCGAAGGUGGCGAUGAAGCACGUGGUGUCCUCUCAUUCCCACCAAUUGUUGCUCCCACUAAAGUACUGCUCGUUCCCCUCUCUUCUCAUGAGAGUUUCAAGCCCUUCCUGAAGCAAAUCUCAUAUAAACUCCGAUCCAUGGGUAUUUCUAGCCGUAUUGAUGACUCUUCGGCAUCCAUUGGCAAGCGUUAUAGCCGAAACGAUGAACUUGGUACUCCUCUGGGCAUCACUGUCGACUUCCAAAGUGUUAACGAUAGUACAUUCACUUUGAGAGAUAGAGAUUCCACCAAGCAAGUCCGUGCAUCCCAGGAGAAGAUCCUGGCGGCUAUCAAAGAGUUGGUUGACGGCACCAAGGUUUGGGCAGAUAUAGAGAAAGAACUGCCAAUCUUCGAGGGUCAAGAGGCUGAUCUUCCUACUCGUUAAGACACAGAAAUUUCUAGAAUUCGCGAAAUGUUCAUCACAUAUUAUCAGAUAGGCAUGUGGAGAUGCUGUAAACACCUACUGGUUAAUCCUUGAGGAGUUCGGAGAAUUCGAUGUCACACAUAGGUUAUGAAUUUGUGAUAUUAUCUUGCGCCAAAUGAUAAAAAUAACAAUUCAUUAACGUCUAACGGACUUUUUUUUCCCCCAAAAAAGAUAUUCCCGAUCGUAGGAACGACUUCUAAUUGAUACGAGAAACCAUAUGUUUUAACAAGAUGUUCGUCCUACGUAAUAAGUAAAUUCAAAAUGUGGAAGAUCAAUGCGUGAGCUUCCAUCAUACUUCUUUUUCGCUUCUAGAAAUUCCAUGGUUGUUAGGUGCAUUUAGAAAGAGGGGGGAAACACACAUGUAAGAAAGAAACACCCCGUAGAAGUGACCAGUUCCCUCUUGGGGAUGAUCAUAAACAUUUGACUUCAUCGAAACCGGAAAUACAUAGCCCAAGAAAUUGCUAAACCGUGCGAGGGUUUAAAUCUGUUACAAGAUCCGUUCAUUUGGAAACACGAACUUGUAAUACCUAGUACCUAUGACACUAAUUUUCGAAACAAAGGAUGCUCAUUUGAUUAGCAGGCUCGGUAAGGGUGGCGCUUAGGAGGAAUAUCAGAGGGGGCUUUGCUUUACUUCAAGAGACCAAUGCACAUUUCAAUUCAUGUACAAAGCGUCUGCGUGAGAGAAAAACUGGGAAUUUUGUCAAUCAAUUUUGUAGGAGACGUUGCCGUUGCCGUUGAAUUGUUUUAUAAAUUCUUUCGAGAGUUUGAAAGUUCAUGUUUAGGGGCUUUGACAACUUGUAAAUAGCUUUUUGUUUGUGUCAAUCAACUAAUCUAUGAAACAGU
This is a messenger RNA of Botrytis deweyae, 3085 nucleotides long. RefSeq lists its product as uncharacterized. Bases 71 to 2203 code for a protein of 710 amino acids. The record is from RefSeq and is a predicted model, not a curated record. Gene Ontology annotation, molecular function: ATP binding; glycine-tRNA ligase activity. NCBI's taxonomy places the organism in Eukaryota, Fungi, Ascomycota, Leotiomycetes, Helotiales, Sclerotiniaceae. Gene Ontology annotation, cellular component: mitochondrion; cytoplasm. Gene Ontology annotation, biological process: mitochondrial glycyl-tRNA aminoacylation. The transcript has 4 exons.